Messenger RNA from Hypanus sabinus (Atlantic stingray), 7224 nucleotides. RefSeq names its product transcription factor SOX-4-like. The coding region runs from base 303 to 1295 and encodes 330 amino acids. Lineage: Eukaryota; Metazoa; Chordata; Chondrichthyes; Myliobatiformes; Dasyatidae. The transcript has a single exon. Gene Ontology annotation, molecular function: DNA-binding transcription activator activity, RNA polymerase II-specific; RNA polymerase II cis-regulatory region sequence-specific DNA binding. The record is from RefSeq and is a predicted model, not a curated record. Gene Ontology annotation, biological process: positive regulation of transcription by RNA polymerase II; cell differentiation; anatomical structure morphogenesis.
GGUAGUAACCGUUUACAAGCAGCCAAUGGGAUCGGCGGCAGGGUGGGAUCUGCGGGGUCUGGGUCUCGGACGGAGAAAUUUACAACUCGGAGCGAAGCAGAGUGGGAGUGUGUGCGUUUCAGAGGCUGCAGAGAAACUACUGCUGCGCUCCUGGGUCUCCGGUGUAGAGGUUGGGACGCGUUUGUAGGUCAGUUCUUGGGGUCUAAUCAUCUCUCUCCCCCCCGCCCCACUCACCCCUCCUCCUCCGGCCCCUUGCCCACAACUCCCACGCCCCGCGGCGUUUUCUUCUCAAACUUUGAGGCAUGGUUGCCGGAGAGAGCGCCGAGUCCAGCGAUGCCGAGACGGGGAUGGGCGGCUCUCCUCCCCGGCUGGGUCUGCGGACCGAACCGGCUUGGUGCAAGACUCCGAGCGGUCACAUCAAGCGGCCGAUGAACGCGUUCAUGGUGUGGUCCCAGAUCGAGAGGAGGAAGAUCAUGGAGCAGUCGCCAGACAUGCACAACGCGGAGAUCUCCAAGCGCCUGGGAAAGCGCUGGAAAGCCCUGGACGACGGCGAGAAGAUCCCAUUUAUCCGAGAGGCGGAGAGACUCCGGCUUAAACACAUGGCCGAUUAUCCGGACUACAAAUAUCGACCCAGGAAGAAAGGCAAGGGAAGCGCCAUCGCCAAGAUGCUGAGCAGGAAGGUGGCAUCGGCGAGGAAUGGCUUAGCCGGCAAAAAGCAGAGGGCCAGGGGUGCCAAGGGGGCGUGGAAGCCCAAGAGGAGCGGCGCCGUCCGGCCGCUGGCAGAGGACGUGGAGGAGAUCGACCCUGCCGGCGGGAUGAUGGAAAUCCGCCUCGCCCACCAGGGUCAACCGAGGAAACCACGGCCGCCCUGGGAAGGGGUCUUCGGCGAAGAUCCCGACUACUGCCUGGCAUCUGAGCUGCCCGGGGCUGACCCCGCGGUCGCCGACACCGUGAACGGGGAGCGACGGGACGUGAGGGCGUGCGAACGCCCCAGAGAAGCCGCCCGGUCCCCUUCGCCCACCUCCAGCAGAUCCGGCUCCUGCUCGCUCGCCUCGUCGUCCUCGUCCGACGAGGAGUUGGAAGACGAGAUCCUGAACAUUAUCGCCAGCGCCAACUUUGAGAGCUUGCCCCUGGACACACUGGACUCUCUGUCGCUGGACAGGGACGCGGACGGUUCCCUCACGAACUCAGCAUCACACUUCGAGUUCCCGGACUACUGUACUCCAGAAGUUAACGAGAUGAUUUCUGGAGACUGGCUUGUCUCCAGCGUUUCGGAUCUGGUAUUUACCUACUAAAUGUCUCUACGGAGAUUUUUAAAAAAAUAAUUUUGCCUUUUUAAAAGAACAUAAUCCCUCUUAAAACUCACACAAAGCAAAAAAUAAGAUUUAAACCAGCAAUUUCAACGUGCAUUUUUCUAGAUUUUUGAAUCGCAUUUUCCUGGAUUUUUAAAAACAUGUUUAAAUCAAAUCGCCUCUAAAUAACCCCGCCCUUAUCCCGGAGUAAAUCAAAUUGAUGCAUUUUUUAAAUAUUCUCUACCUUUUUUUUGUCCACUAUACAAUAACGCCAGUGCCGUGAUCGGGAUAUCGAUAAUGCACACACCUGCCUUUUAUAGUUGGGCGGUAAUUUUUGUUUGUGUGUGUAUGUGAUAUGUAACUCUUAGCUUUGAAUGCCGGUCAACAGUUCCAAGGGAGAGAAACAGUUUUACGAAGAACCGUGUGUUUUCGUGGUUUCACGGCGGAUUUUUUAAACAGUUUUUUUUAAACUGUGGGUUUAAUAAUUUUUUUACACACAAAAAAAUCUGGAAUACUCAGGACAAUUUGCACACGUGGGGAAACGAGGACUGACAGCGAGAUCCGUCGCUUUGCAAGUUCAAACCGCGGCUUGCAGUGCUUUGCGAGCCAGUGGGCUGGGCACUUUCUUUGAACCUGACCGUCUCCUGGGAAUCUGGGUUUGAGAUAACAUGCAUGUCGUGUUUGAGGCCAGCUCGCAGCUGCCUUGAUAGUGUUCCGGCGUGGAGAGACUUUCAAUUUGCCAGCUGGUUGGAUUGACAAUCUUGUCUCGGAGCGCGGAGAACCCCGCUGGGUCCUAGCGAGCUCUGUGCCCUCGCCGAUCAAACCCUGAUGGGACAAGGGCGACGAGAGAGGAGAGUGGAGGAGUGUCUUUAACAUACAUUUUUUAAAAAAAAAUCACAGUUCUUUCUUUUAAAAGAGUUUGUUUUUAGAAACCGUCUUUGUGCUAUUGACGCGUUCUAUUAGCACAAACCAUCCACGUUUCGACUGACUUGUCAUUUCACCGUUCUCUUGUGUAUAUUGUACCUUCGCUGUGUCCGUUGCAUUAUGCCUCGGAUCAGGAAAGCCGGGGGGAGGUUUCAUAUGAGAACCAUGGGCCACUGGGGGCAGACAGAGAGAUGGAGCCAGAGUCAGAUUCAAAGCACCAAAGGUGUGGGCAUAGGUCUUACAGCGUCCAGCGCAGCUUAAUCUCCUGGGUCCCUGGGUGGGCUUGGGCACACGGUACGGCUGGUCUAAUGAAAUCUUAUGGAAAGCCAAGAGAAUGAAAAGGACCAAUCUGGCGUCAAUAGAAGAGGUAGGCAUCCUGGGGAGGAGUGUGGAGGAGGGGUAAACGACAUCAUUGGUUGAAGGGGCAGAGGGGGAAGGGUUGAGAAGAGCAUUUUUUCCACCCAGACUGGAGGUGUGGAUCUCAAACUCCGUACCUGAAAGGGUGAUGAAGGCAGAAGCCUUCGCCUCAUUUAAACAGUGCAAGUGUUAAGUGUGCACUGACCCUGUGACCAGAGUGGACUUGCACUGGGCAUCUUCCAGAGGCAUUUGGGCUGAGUGGCUGGCUCCAGUAUCCUCAAUUGCGUGAAGUCUGCUUGAUACUUGAUUGGGAAGGUCAGGCUGAUGUGCAUGUUGGCAGGUGUGUUGGUCUACAAUUAAAGGGGUUUGCCAGAGGGUACAGGGGACCAUGCUGCCUGUAAUCAGAGUGGGGGGGGGGAGGCUGUCACAUUCUCACAGAUGGGGCCACAGGGACCUAAAGCAACAGAAGGAACUCACUCUCCUAGUCAGACAGCAUCUGUGGAGGGAAAAUUCAGUCCCUCGGGUUUCUGGUCAGUAACUCUCCCUCCUUGAAAUCCUGUCUGCAGAACCCUGUACCCUACAUUCCUAAUACUAAUUUUUACUUUUUUAAUGGGGAAAAAAAAGUACAAAGUAGUGAUUGAGCAUUGUGACAUGAAUUUCCCCACCCCCACAUUUAUCAUUCAAUUUGUCUAGGAUGUUUGAAGGCAAGAGAAUGGAGGCGAGAUUAAUUGGGGAAUUGUGUUUGUAGAUUUUAAUAUCUUGGUGUUAACGUUCUGACCGUGUUAUGCCACGCCUUGUUUGCCACUGUGCAUGUUUAGAAUGGAGGCAAAAGGGGGGAGGUGCAAUGAAUGGUCCCCAGUCAAUCGAGUGGUAAGCUUGAAUUUGAAUCUGAUAAUGCGAUACAGUUAACCCUUUGAGAACCUCAUUGAUUUGAAUGACCCUUAAGUUAACAAUCAAUUUACUGUGAAUAUGGAAUAUUUGUGAUUCCUCCAGUAUCUCUGCAACUGAGCUCCACAUGCAUAUGUCAAGUUUCAGAAUGGAAAUUGGAUUUAAUAUCACUAUCUUAUGUGGUGAAAGUUGUCUUGUGGCAGCAGUACAUUACAAUACAUAAUAAAAACUAUAAAUUGUAAUAAGAAAUGUAUAUAUAAAAUAAGUUGUGCAAAAAGAGCAAAAAAUAGAUUAAAAAUUGUUUAAUGUCAUUUUUCGGGACACAAGUGUAAAGGAGAAGAAAAUAAUUGUUCAAUCCAAUGCAGCACAAACAAAACACAGUAAGAUAAAGAACACAAUAAAUAAAUACAUAAUUUCCUUUUUAUAUACAUAGAUAUAUCAUAAGUGUCCAGGCAGUGACACUAGGCAUAAGGUGACUCUGAGAGGAAAUGAUAAAAUAGUGCUGAUGGAGGGGUGGUAGUUAGUGGGUGGAGGUAUAGAUCAGCCUCACUACUUGGGGGAAGUAACCGUUUUUUGAGUCUGGAGUUCCGACCUCCCUGUUGGAAGUGGCUACGUAGCAUCCAUGCCAUUUAGAUCUGUGCUCCGAGCUACUAAAGUGUCCAGGAUUGUGUGACGUCUUUGAGCAGCGGUUCCCAACCCAGAGUCCAUGGACCUGUGCUUAAUGACAUUGGUCCAUGGCGUUUUUUAAAAAAAGGGUUGGGAACCCCUGUCCUAAAGCUGUUUUGUGAGAUUUGUGUUACAACCUUCAACACUCAUGAUUUGGUGUUCUCAAAGAACGUAGAGACCAUUGAGAUUUCAGGAAAAAAAUUUCACAUAUUUGAUACAGUGGUAUAAUUCACUUACAGGAUGAGAAAGCCACUGCUAGGGUCCGCAAUUAAGUCUCAUCCCGAAGCUAACAAUGGUGUAUCUGGACUAAUACAUUGGUCAGACCAGCUGACAAUGGGAGAUUCCUUUUCAACAUAUAAUUCUGAAAACUUUUAAUUUGAGCUACAAUGUAUGGAGACACCCUGCCCGCCAACCCCUGAUUUAACCCAAGCCCAUUAACCUACUGACUGGUAUGGCUUUGGACCGCAGCACCCAGGAGGAAAUCCAAGCAGUCACGGGGAGAACGUACAAACUCCUUACAGGCAGCGACAGGAAUUGAACCCGGGUUGCUGGUACUGUAAAGCAUUCUGCCCUUAUCUAGAAUGACCUGCUGAGAAUUUCUAGAUACAAGAUUCGGCAGAUGCUGGAAAUUCAAACAACACACACUAAAUGCUGGUGGAACACAGCAGGCCAGGCAGCAUCUACAGGAGAAGUACUGUUGACGUUUCGGGCUGAGACCCUUCGUCAGGACUAACUGAAAGGAGGAGAUACUAAGAGAUUUGAAAGCAGGAGGGGGAGGGGGAAAUGCGAAAUGAUAGGAGAAGACCGGAGAGGGUGGGAUGAAGCUAAGAGCAGGAAAGGUGAUUUCUUUCUUUCUCCCGAGAGCUCCCGUCCCAUGAUCCUUUCCCUUCUCCAGCUCUGUAUAGCUUUCGCCAAUCACCUUUCCAGCACUUAGCUUCAUCCCACCCCCUAUACAAAUCUGAAUUAACAGGUGAAAAUUCUCAAUAACACAUACAAAAUGUUAGAGGAACAUAACAGGCCUAACAUCAAGGCCUGACAAGUUGACUCUUUAUUCCCCUCCAUAGAUGGUGCCUGAUCUGUUGAGUUCCUCUAGCAUUUUGUAUGUGUUACCCUGAGAAUUUCUAAUAUUUUUCUGUUAAUUCUGAUUUCUUUCUCUAAAGAAGGGUGUAACUGACUCAAAUUAUUUUUGCAAAGUCCCAGUGGUUUUGUGGUUAUCAGUAUGGUGUUGGUUUAUUUUGUUAAUUAACUGAAUUUAAAUGCCCCAGGGCAAUGGUCCAGCUUUUCUCCCCCACCUGUUCAGCAGAGUAACCACUGUGCCAUUGUGGGGAGAAAAUGAAAAUGCUACAACCUGCUGAAUGGCCUAACUGUUAAUCAGUGGAUCGAGGAGUGUGUGUAUUUCAGAUUGAGGCUUGCACCAUCCUGAUGUCGAGUCUGGACCUGAAACAUCACUGAUUCCUAAUCCCCCACAGAUGCUGCUCGACAUGCUGAGUUCCUAGGCAUUUUGUGUGCUGGUCAGUGUUCCACUGAAUGUUGGAAACAGCAGAUCACGCAGUGAGAGUAACAGACUCCAUAUUGGCAGUCUGUUUCUCUUUCCGCAGAUGCUGCCUGACCUACUGUGUCUUUCUAAUAUCCCCUGUUUUUAAUUUUUUACAAUGUUUUUUGACUUUGAACCCUGGUUACUGACUGCCAGCCUAUUGAUGGAUUCGACAGAGUUCCAGCUGGACAAUGGAACUUCAGAACAGUUGGCAAAGAUACUGGAUCAGCACACACAGAUACUGCUGUGGGAACUGCGAGCGGUUUCACACUCCGGGCAGUGCCAGCCUCUCAUGGUUCCUGAGCAGAUCCUAUGCAGUCAGGAAGGCUCACCAAUGUUUCUACUUUCUGAGGAGGCUGAAGGGAGCUGGACUUUGCACAUUCUGUAGAGAGCGUCUUAACAAGUUGCAUGGUAUAGAAGCUGCCUUCCAGAAGACAGUAGUCAAAACUGCCCAACACAUCACUGGCACCAGCCUACACGCCAUCAAGGGCAUAUACACAGAAAGGUGCUGAGAAAAGGCCAGAAAUAUCAUGAAGGAUCCCACCCACCUUGCUCAUGGACUGUUUGACUGUUUGUCCCACUCACUUUAGGGAUGAGGCUACGAAACAUCUACGCCAGAACCACUAGACUCAACAGCAUUCACUUACCCCAAGCGGUAAGGCUGAUCAGCACCUCCAACCACAAACCCACCCCUCCUCACCCUUCUUCUCCCCCCGCUCCCCCCACCAACCACCACUACCUCGUCAUUUCCUGUUAGAGUCACCUUAACAACUCACAAAAUGCUGGAGGAACUCAGCAGGCCAGGCAUCUCUUGUGGAAAAGAGUAAACAGUCCACGCUGCCUGGCCUGCUGAGUUCCUCCAGCAUUUUGAGAGUUGCUCGGAUUUCCAGCAUCUGCAGAUUUUCUCUUGUUUGUCAGUCGCCUUAUGUACAGACAUUCCUGUGCCUAGUGUCACUUUAGACAUAUAAUCAGUCUUUGUACAGUAUAUAAUCUAUCUUGUGCAUUUUUAUUUAUUGUGUCUUAUUAUUAUUGGUUUUUUUUGUGGUACAAUUAUAGAGUAACAAUCUCUGUAACAGAGUAACAAUUAUUGUUUUCCUUUACACUUGUGUACAGGAAAUGACAGUAAAGAAUCAUGAAUAAAAAACAAAUCUCACAUUGACUGAGUAAAACAUUGUGCGUUUGAGUUUAGGAAAAACAAUCCUUCUGGACCAGGAACUCGUUUCAAAAGAAUGAGUGAUUUUUUUUGUGCCGAGGGGUUGCUGCCAAGAGAUGUUCAGCAAUCGAAGGGUUAAUGUGAGAUCGGGCUGGGGAACCAAAACUACCUCCUCCAGUCUCCAUGUGCAUUGAGAGAUAGUAAGGACAUUGUAGUCAGUGUAGAUGAACAGAAAGUGAGUUAAUGAUAGUGCAUUAUUGUAAAUAUUUGUCAUAGAUUUAUUUUCAGAGAUUUAUAACUGUAUAAUUGGUUAAAUUAUUAAAAUUCUGCCAUUUUCUGUUGUCUGUGUAAAGAAUGUUUUAAUUAUGGAAAUUAAGUAAUUAAUAUUAAAAUGUUUACAUCCUUUGUCA